This is a messenger RNA of Umbelopsis ramanniana AG, 1324 nucleotides long. RefSeq lists its product as uncharacterized. The record is from RefSeq and is a predicted model, not a curated record. Lineage: Eukaryota; Fungi; Mucoromycota; Umbelopsidomycetes; Umbelopsidales; Umbelopsidaceae. The coding region runs from base 215 to 1144 and encodes 309 amino acids. Gene Ontology annotation, biological process: mitochondrial electron transport, ubiquinol to cytochrome c. Gene Ontology annotation, molecular function: heme binding; electron transfer activity. The transcript is spliced from 5 exons.
UUCCAGAAGGCCCCAGUGCAGGUAUGAUCACUUGGGACAAUGAUAUAACUUUGAAAUGGGCUCCAGAUUUCCCUUCAUCCAACCACCAUAUUACGCCGAAGACUUGUUUCUACGAUUUGAAAAAGCUUCAAUGGCUCGACAAACCUGUUCAACUUCGUCGCCAAUCUUUUUUCACACAUAUCAUUAAUUAAGCGACACAAUCAACUAUAUAUGAAUGAAUCGUCAAGUUUCAACAGCGUUCAAUUUGCCACAUUUCCAUCUGACAUUCCUCUUUCUUUCUGCUUUACAGGCGCGUUUUGCCUCUACUAAGGCACAAGCUAGCCAGAACUCGAAGCAGAUUGCUGCUGUCACCACUGGUAUCGUCGGUACCGCUGCUUUGGCCUACAGCCUUGUAGACAACACCGUCUCGGCAAAUAUGGCAGACGAAGGUCUUCACCCACCAGCUCAUCCCUGGUACCACAAAAGCCCUAUUCACACUUUUGACCAUGCGGCCGUUCGCCGAGGUUACCAAGUGUACAGAGAGGUCUGCUCAGCAUGCCAUUCUUUGGAUCGCAUUGCAUGGAGAAACUUGAUCGAUGUCUCCCACUCUGAGGAUGAAGUCAAGGCCAUGGCUGAAGAAGUCGAAUACGAGGACGGUCCUGAUGACGAAGGAGAAAUGUUCCAACGACCUGGCAAGCCCUCCGACUACAUGCCCAAGCCAUAUCCCAACGAGGAAGCUGCCCGUGCUGGAAACGCCGGUGCUCUCCCACCGGAUCUCUCUCUCAUCAUUAAGGCUCGUCACGGUGGUGCUGAUUACGUCUUCGCUUUGUUGACUGGUUACGUUGAUGCCCCCGCUGGUGUUGAGGUUCGCGAAGGUCUCAACUACAACCCAUACUUCCCCGGUGGUGCCAUUGCUAUGGCCCGUGUCUUGUUCGAUGGACUUGUUGAGUACGAAGAUGGUACACCUGCUACCUCUUCACAGAUGGCUAGAGAUGUCACUACUUUCCUUGCUUGGGCCGCUGAACCCGAGCACGAUGACCGAAAGAAGAUGGGUAUGAAGGCUACCAUCAUCCUCAGUACCCUCACUCUCUUGACCGUUUACAUCAAGAGAUUCAAGUGGGCUCCUCUUAAGACUCGCAAAAUUAUCUACAACCCUCCAAAAUAAUGGCAUUUUAACAGAUCUCUACAUCCAGUUUGCGUUUGUCCUAUAUCCUUCAAUUCGUUUAACCUCGCCAAAUCUAACAAACUGCCACAAAUCUCAAAUCAAUAAAUUGAUUUAUUUAGAACGGGAUAACACGACAUCCACAUCAAAAAGACAGUUGGACGUGGUUUCUGGAGUAUGAGA